This is a messenger RNA of Struthio camelus australis, 5826 nucleotides long. NCBI's taxonomy places the organism in Eukaryota, Metazoa, Chordata, Aves, Struthioniformes, Struthionidae. The record is from RefSeq and is a predicted model, not a curated record.
AUAUACUGUCUGCCUAAUCUGGAGCACAUCUCCUCAUGAAUUUUACCAUUACAAGGGCCAGAACUCGCCAUGUCCCUUGGUAAGUGGUUGCAGUGGUUUCUUCACAGCAGUUGAUUAAGUGAUAUCAUAGGUUCCUUCUCACUUGGACCUUCUAACGUUCUCUCUGUAUAGCUUUUUUCUUUUGUCUGAAUCUAUCUUUCACUCUUGAGAUGGAUCCUUUGAUACCUAGUCUGAUGCUGAUUCUUUCAUGCAGAAUUCUUUCUGAUCUAGGUUCCUGUAGACUGUGAUCAAUUUUAUUUACGCGAGGAAUAAUUAUUACCUGCAUUGUUCCCUAGUGAAAACUGCUGAAACUUGUUUUUAUUUUCUGGUUUGGUCUUGUUUUGUUUUUAAGAAAAAGUCCCAUUUACACUUCUCCCCAGCUUUGUAUGCAGAGACGCUGUGUACUGGCAACUACAAUUAUUUUAUUGUAUGCUGCAUCUUAGGCAUAUGUGACAUCCGGUGAUUAUGCUUAUGUAGUAAAGCCAUCUAAAUCAGGGAGUGAUCCCCUGCCCUUUUGUCAAAUAGUGCUGAGUGCGUCUCGUAUAGGCUGGUCUGAGCUGGUCUCCUCCAGGGUGAUCUGACUGUGUCUGUUCUUUGUGGUACUUGGGGCAACCCUGGACUUGGUACAUCUUCUGCACACUCCCUUCCACAGCUCUCUAGCGUGCUGUAAUCAACACUUUCAUGUGCAGCAUGUGACCGACUACAGGGCCUAGCCUGCACGAUCGGGGCUGCUCCUUGUACGUACUGGCAACCUCUGGUCACUCAUGAUCCCUGUGUGAUACCCAAUGCAUGUUUGUUCAAAGGCAGUGGGCCCAGUGGGCCUUCAGUAAGGAUGAGGAGUGCCUAGUGGUCUUUCGGCAAAGUAUGAUAGGAAGGAUGUGUGUCCUAUCCUGGAGAAUAAUGUGAUCGUGCAAGUCCUGUUGGGAUAGUGCUGGAGGUCCCAAGGUGGAACAGUUAAACCUGGUGCUCCGUCCUGGCUAUGGGGUAUGGUCCCUGCAGCAGAUUUUCCUGAUGCACACUAGGCUUUAUCCUGUGUGGAUUUGAUUGGUUUGCUGCAAUUCUUAGUUGGGAGGAAAAUGGAUAUGGAGUGCAGAUGAAUAGGAGGGGUCAACGCCGAGUUUCGCUACUUGGUGCUGUUUUUAUUCAAUGGUAUAGGUGCAGCCAGUAAAGACAUGAUACUGCUCUGAGAAGAUGAUGAGCUUGAAAGGCUUGAUGUUGUGCUGGAUAGGAUCACUAUGUCCUGUCUGACUGUUAUCUGCUGUCAUGUGUCCUGGCAGAUUGUAUAGGAACUUGGAGCUGGAUUUGGUUUCCAAUUUAACCAUUAGCAUUCUGGGGAAACUUGGAGAGUCACUUACCCCUCAGGUUUCAGUUUAUCCCGUCCCACGACAAACUUAAUGCUACUGACCUCUGCAGAGUACUUUCAGAGCUACUGCUAAAAAACCAUUAUUUAAGGGUGAAGUAUUAUUUUGUGACAAAGCCCUACAAAAGGCUGUGACAGCUCAGAGAAUCUGUGCAGUUAACACACACAGUUAGAUAUUUUUGAGUUCUUAUGUAGCUUGGUUAUUAUGGGAUUACUAUGUUUGAGGUAGGUGGAAGAGCUUUCUGCUGGCAAAAAACAUUAGUCUUUUUUUGCCUUGCUCUGUUUUGUGGGUUAUGGCCACUUGCAGAUGCUUCCAGAAAGCAUCACUUAACUGUUGUCUGCCCUUCAGAGAACUUUAGAUGCUGAUGUUAAUCUUGAUCUCUCCUUGUUCUGCCCUGUGUCAUGACAGUUUUUGGCAUUUAACCUUUUAUGCAUCUGAGAUUUGUUGCUGAGAAGUGAUGUGUGGCAGCGUGAACAGCGUCAAACUUUGUGUUAUCUUCUGAAUGUAGGUAUUCUGUGUUUCAGUAGGUUGGAUUUGAUGACUGGAGGGGACCCUUCUGCCUCAUCAGCUCUACAUCCUUGUGAUUAAGAACAUCCAUUGGUAGUUACCUCAAAUAGACAGUGGUUUAAAGUGGCAAUACAGGGCUCUGCACUCCUGUGAGGCUCAGCAUCGAUAAGGCAGAGAGCUGCUGCCGUGCACAGAAGGGGCAAUUUUCCUGUAUGCUGGCUUUGGUCCCUGCUGCGGAAGUUCUGCUGCCUGUGUUCUGGGGCUCCUGAGGAGGUCAACAGAUUCAGACCUAUGAUGAGCAGCAGCAAUGCUGAGUGACAAUAACUGUGUGAAGUUGAAAAGUGAUUGUUCACCUCCUGUGCAAUGGUGUAAGAUAGUUGCACACAAAGAUGAAAAGACCAAGCUGGUUUUUAAAAGACUUUUUGUACUGUUUGUGAUUGGAGGGUGCUUCCUUUAUAUCCUCAAACUACAUUUUGACCCUGAAGAAUGUGACAGAACAAAAAUGCCAUAUGUGGAUCUCGAUCGUGUAAAGAGAGCACAACAGUAUGCCAGCGCUGUGUUGCAGGGACAGUGCCGACCUUCUUAUGCAAAGAAGGAAAUGGGGAAGUUAUUUGCGGAGAAAUACAGCAUGGACAUAUCUCCCUUUGUAAGAAAAAAUAUAAAGGAAGAUGAAGCUUUAUUUAAAUAUGAGCCUCCCUUUGGAUUUCACAAGUUCUUUGAUAAGCUUCAAAAUCUCCUUGAACUCUUACCUGAGCAUGAUUUGCCAGAAGAUUUGAAGUCAAAACACUGUAAACGCUGUGUUGUUAUUGGCAGUGGUGGAAUCCUUCAUGGCUCAGAGCUAGGUCACUUAUUGAAUCAGUUUGAUAUUGUUAUAAGGUUAAAUGAUGCACCAGUUCAAGGAUACACAGAUCAUGUUGGUAAUAAAACUACUAUAAGGAUGACUUAUCCAGAAGGAGCUCCGCUUUCUGAACGCGAGUAUCAUCCUGCUAGCUUGUUUGUGGCUGUUUUGUUUAAAAGUGUCGAUUUCAACUGGCUUCAAGCAAUGGUAAAAAAUGAAACCUUGCCUCUGUGGGUGCGACUCUUCUUUUGGAAGGAGGUUGCUGCGAAAAUUCCUUUUACAUCAAAACAGUUUCGGAUUCUGAAUCCAAUCAUCGUUAAAGAGACAGCUUUGGACAUUUUACAGUUCCCUGAACCUCGAUCAAAAUUCUGGGGUUGGGAUAAGAAUGUACCCACUAUUGGGGUCACAGCAGUUGUUCUGGCCACGCAUUUAUGUGAUGAAGUGAGCUUAGCAGGAUUUGGAUAUGACCUCGAUCAGCCCAGCACACCUUUGCACUAUUACAACAACCUCUGCAUGGCUGCCAUGAACGGACAAACUAUGCACAAUGUGACAAGUGAAACAAAAUUCCUGCAGAAACUGAUUAAAGAAAAAGUUGUCAAAGACCUCACUGGUGGGAUACAUUGUGAAUUCUGCAUCAAAGACAGCUAGUGAUUGAAGUGCAGCAUGCUUUGGAUUUGUUAACUUUCCAGAGGUUCGGUUGGAACAACCCUUUUACUGUCUUCAGUGGUUUGUUAAAGCGUGUAUAAAAUGGACUUGGAAUCUCUGCUGGCAUUUUUUUUUUUUUUUAAAGUCAGGUUUAAUUUGUUGAACUUUUAAAUUUAUGUAGAUGUCUGAUUUUACUUUGCACAUUUUUGUGGAUAACUAUGUAAAUACAACUUUGAGUGGAAAGAGAUCCAUUUAAAUAUGUAAUGUUUUAAAUUGUCUGAAGAAAAGCAGAGUUGUUGUUUUCAGAUGUAUAUGGUGCGCACAAUGCUAGCCUGAGCUGUCCAAUAGCAUAAGAGAAUUUUUUUUUUUUUCCAUUGAACUACUGUCUUUGUGGAUCUGGUUCUUGGUGUAUGACUCCUUUUCAUGCAUGGCAUGAAAAGAAAGGCAUAUGCUUCUCGAGUCUUUUGUUUGUUGCAACUUGACUAUUGUGUUUUCCCCUCAAAUAUUUAUUUUCUUUUGUUUUUGUGCUUAUUUUUUUGGGGGUGGAGGAGGAAUGUGGGAGCGGAGGUGAAGGAAAAGAAACUUAUUAUGGCAACAAUUGAGUAAUAAGUACUUUAGCAUUCAUGCUGGACAUUAAAAUCAUUGAUGUGUUAAUGCAUUGGGUUUAGCAUUCUGCUUUAUCGUGAGGCAUAUCUGGGCCCCGAGGUAUGUUAUAAGAGGAUUUAGCUAGUAGGAGGCUUUUACCUGAACUAGAUCUCUUGACAUUUUCAUUCCUUCAGACACAGAUAUGUGUUUCCAACUAGUUGAUUUGCAGCAGAGUUCAACUACCCUUAUUAAAGAAGCGGCAUUAAUACAAAAUCUGGGCCCUUUUUUAGAGUGACUUGAGAAUUACUUUUAGGGACCUAUCUGUUCUUUCACAAGUUCCAUAAAACACCAUUAUAUAUAAAUCUUCCAAGUAGCAAUAAUAGUCUGUGACUGAGGUGAAACUUCCAUUGGUUUAUUAUCCUUGAGUAAUUAAUUGCAGAUACUGGAGCCUUAGUUUACAUUGAUAACCCUUACGAACUCUAGUGUUGGCUGUUUAAUUGGAGCGAGAGUUAGAAUUGUUUGUUUUCCUGGGUCAGCUUAUAUAAGUCAGCAACUGGGUGAGCACGUGUAAGUUAAGAAGAAAAUCACUUUGAGUGAGUAAUAUGAUACAGUAGCAAGCUAGAUGACCGCUGAAAGCGGCGUAUGCUUUUUUUUUUUAUCCUGUACAAAUACAUGUUCUUGUGACUGGAAAUCUGUGCAUUGCAAAGAAACUGGACUGUGCAGACCUGUGACCAGGUUUAGGUGUUUAUUUUCAUUUUGUUACUAGUAGAGUAGUAGAUGUGACUUUUUGCACUGAGUAGUGUUGUUACUCAAUCUACAGUUUGUGAAAAAUGCUUUCUCUGGGAAUGAAAGCUUGUUAGCAAAUUGAUCAAAGGUUGGAGUAGGAACAUGUUAUUCAUAGUCAUGGACUCACCAGGUGGUGAACCUUCCCACUUUUGUUAUUGUUGGCUAAGAUAUGCACAGUAUAGAGUUAAACGCUACAAAAAAGUAUGUGGGAGGACAAGAUUAUGGGAUUUUCUUGUUUUUUGUUUCUGCGGACAGAAGACCUAAUGAAUGAUACCAUAGGAAUGCAGGAGCAACAGAAGGACUCUGGCCAUUUUGAAAGACGAUAAAAUGACAUCAGAACAUAAAGCAUAAUUCUGAAGAAAGCUGUGGACCUCAUCUUUCAUAAGUCCCAUGUACCCAUACUUCCUUGAAAGCCAGUUAUGAAUGAUAAGCAAAUCUGAAAAUCACAUUCUUGUCUCCGGCACUGUUUGUGUUUAUAGCAAUAAUAUUAAUCUAACUUCUCCUUGAAACGUAGGAAUUUUUGUACUAGCAAUAAAUUUCUGGUCCAUGUUUUUGUGCAAGUAUAGUAAUUGUUUAAUUUAAAAAUAUUUCAUGCGUGAAAAUUUUUAUACAGAUAGUCUUUUAGUUUAAUAUAUUAAAACAUGCUAAUUAUUUUCUCCUGGCAUGUAAACUGGAAGUAAAGUACCUUAAUUUCAUUUGAUAUUAGUGAAAUUUCAAAGGGUUGGAAGAGUUCAGAAUGCGUGUGUUGGGAGGAAAUCCUGAAUACACCCAAAGUACGUGUAUCAGAGCAACUGAUCCCUCACCAGAACUUUUUACUUUACUCUAACUUCAAGAUAGUCGAUUGAUGUAAAUGCCAAUAGCAUUUCGGAGGUGUUAUAUUUAUUGUCAAGUUCUCAAGUUAUGUUGAUGUGGGGUUAGAUUGUUUUCCCGCCAAUUUUAUGGCCUGUGAUAAAAGAUUGUUCUCCAUAGUAGUAUAUACUGCAUAAAAUACUCCUGCACAGACUCAACCAUCUGUGAAAUGGCACCAACGUGCAGGUUGCAGAAAGCAAUAAACUGAUGAAACCA